GCUGCCACGGGCUGAAAAUUCUGAGGUGUGGAAAUCCUGACGAGGAUUUCUUUAUCUAAGUUGUUCUAAUAUCCGAUAUUUUCUCAAAAUGUCGGCCCAAGAGCAGAUGCGAGCUAUGCUAGACGAGCUCAUGGGGACAGGUAGAGAUGGAGAGAACAACAAGUAUAAGGUUGCUUUUGAUGACGCUCGGGUAUGUAAGAGUUUCCUGCUAUCCUGCUGUCCUCAUGAUAUUUUGUCGAGCACGCGUAUGGAUUUGGGUGAAUGCCCAAUCCAUGAUUUGGCCCUGAGAGCAGACUAUGAUUUGGCAUCCAAGAAGCAGGACUAUUACUACGAUAUUGAUGCUAUGGAACAUCUGCAGAGUUUCAUCGUUGAGUGUGACAGAAAAGUGGAACUUGCAAAGCGAAGGCUUAAGGAAACACAGGAAGAACUAAGUGAAGAAGCCAAUUCUAAGGCAGAGGUCAUUCACCAGCUUGGGGAACAGAUGGGGACCAAACUGGCUAAGGCAGAGAUUGCUGGAGCUGAAGGCAAUGUGGAGGAGUCCUUAAAGUUGAUGGCAGAGGUGGAAGAAUUAAAGAAAAGUAAAGCUCAUGCAGAGAAUGAGUACAGGAAUUCAAUGCCGGCUUCCAGCUAUCAGCAGCAGAAGUUGCGUGUGUGUGAGGUGUGCUCAGCCUACCUAGGUAUACAUGAUAAUGACAGACGGCUGGCUGAUCACUUUGGUGGAAAGUUGCACUUAGGAUUCAUCACUAUCAGGGAUAAAUUGGCAGAUUUAAAGAAAAGUGUGGCCGAGAGGCGUCUCCAGAGAGAAAAGGAAAGAGAAGAGAUGCGGAAGGGCCGCAGGGACAGAGUGGAUGAUGAGGAUGAGAAGAGGCCAUCUCCGUCGGGACGCACCCGAACACGAAGCCGCAGCAGAAGCAGAGACCGUAGAAGGCGCAGUCGUAGCAGAAGUAGAAGGUCACGUUCACGGGACAGGCACAGCAGGAAGAGAUCCCGCAGGUCUCGCAGCCGUUCCAGGUCCAGGGACAGGCGCAGAUCCAGGGAGAGAUCCAGAAGGUCUCGCUCAAGAUCCAGAUCCAAGAAACACUCAAGAUCACGACGUUCCCGAUCCAGGAGUAGAUCGCGGCGAUCCAGGAGCAGGUCACGACGCUCCAGCAGCCGAUCACGAAGGCGUACAAAUCGCUCCAGUAGUCCGUCUGAUUCUAAGAGAAGUCCACCAGCUGAGAGACCCAAGCAAGAGGCUGAUGGGAAUGGUACAGUCGAGCUAGAGGAGGAUAUUAGAAGAAAUCCGUGGAAAGAAAAGUCAUGUUUUGAUUCUAGACAACUGUUUUAGGUUUGAUGCAUCAGUCUGCAAUACCGUUUUAUUUUCCCAUCAGCAUUUUUAGUGAGUGAUUGACUUGCUGUUGAAUUCAGAUGUAUUCUGCUGUCACUGAUUAAGUAUUUAAAAAAUUCUGUAGGGAAUUGGAAAUAAUACAAUGUGCCCAAUUCAUGUGUUUUUACUGUUCUGUAUCAUAAAUGUAAACCAAUGACAUUCGAAAAAACAGCGAAUUUGGCAGCUGCAAUAAAAGUAUCAUAAUGUUGCAACAUCGGGUAUGCAUAUUGACAUAGAUUAUAGUUAUUUAAUUAACUUACCUUAUUUUGAGGUAAUGUUAGUGCCUUCCAUUUCACUAAGCACAGCUUUAUCAAAAAUUUUCUUUUUGUUAGUCUCGAAACUAUAAUGCACUUGAACUAUCUGGUAAAAUUUUUAGUCAUGCAUUACAAGGGACUAACUACUUUAGGCAUAUAAUUUUUUUUUUUUAAGUUUACGAAACAACUCUAUUGUAAACCUGUUGCGGAAUAUUUUAAAGCUGUAGAUAGUUUGCAUCUGUAUUAUCUGCAUCUGUAAUUUUGCUGCUGUUUAAUUCUGCUUCUUUAACCAUGAUUUGAUAUGCAGCAGAAAUUUUGUAUCCUAUUAGGGAAUCAGUAAAGGUGAAUUGAAAAUUUAGAAUAUUUGCUGAUAUGGAUAAGUUCUCUUUGUAUUAUACAUGAAGACUAUAAAUAAAUUGCAUUUGAUGUCAAGUUAAUUUUUUACUGUUUACUGUUUUACUUUU
Molecule: messenger RNA, 2084 nt
Organism: Liolophura sinensis
Lineage: Eukaryota; Metazoa; Mollusca; Polyplacophora; Chitonida; Chitonidae
Product: putative RNA-binding protein Luc7-like 1
Biological process (GO): mRNA splice site recognition
Cellular component (GO): U1 snRNP
Molecular function (GO): mRNA binding
Source: RefSeq, a predicted model, not a curated record